AUGGAUUUAAUGGAUAUUCAAGAUAUAUCAUGUAUUGAUUUUGAUGAAUUAGGUGUACGACCUAAUUGGAUAGACGAUGGCAAUGAUGUUGAAUAUGAUGAUACAAACAAAAGAUAUUUUACUAAAGAUAAAAAAUCUGAAUUACAAUUUAUAAUAAAUGGUAAAAAAUUAAUAACUGAUGAAGAUGAUAUAUCAACAUCUGAUGAUGAUGAUUUAAAUUAUGAAAUCGAUCCGGAAACUGGUGAGAAAAUCUUUCACGAAUUGCUGGUUGCAUCAAGUCCAUCUUUUUCAUUGUCUAACAAUAAUUGGAUUGAGGAAUAUUUAACUACUAUUGAAUCAUCAUCAUCAUCAUCAUCAUCAACAUCGUCAUCUAAUCAACUAAUACCAUCAAUAACAACAUCAAAUAGUGAUUUAUUAUUUGAAGGUAUUCCAUUAAGUAACGAUCAAACAGAUUCAAAUUGGCUUUCAAAUUAUAUUUCUCUUGACGAAUCUACAACUAAUAAUAAUAUCAUGUUUCCUGAUCAAUUUUUAUCUGAUCAAUUAAAUAAUAAUAAUAAUAAUAAAAAUCUUCCUCAAACAACAUCACCUAUAUUGAUUCCAUUAUCAAAUAAAAAUACUCAAGAUUCAUUAAUGAAUCUUUUAAGUGUUACAAUUGAUGAUGAACAUUCCAUAAGUAGUAGUAAUAGUAGUCGACGACAAAGAUUAUAUUCAUCACUUGAAAGUGACUCAUAUACACAUGAUAGUGAAUUGACAUUUGAUGGAACUUUUAUUGAAACAAAAUUAGAAAAAAUUGAAUAUGAUGAACAUUCAAAUUCUCAUAUAUUAGUACGUCGAACAAGUGCACGUGGAAACUAUCAAGGACAACAAGAUGAAGAAGCUUUACGUCGAUAUAGUAUUCCACUUACAGUAUACGAUAUAACACAAUCAACAACUGAAGAAUAUAAUCGUCAUUUAUCACAUUUAAAUCAUUUAAAUCCAGAACAAAUACAUAUCAUAAAAGAUAUACGUCGUCGUGGAAAAAAUAAAAUUGCAGCACAAAAUUGUCGAAAACGAAAAGCAAUCAAUGUUGAAGCAUUACUUGAAGAAGUUGAUGAACUCAAACGACAAAAACAUGAAUUAGAAGAAAAUAAAAAAUCAUAUCAACAACAAAUUACUGAAACACGUAGACAAUAUGAAUAUCUUCAUCGACAAGUUUUACCUGAUCGACAAUUACCACCAGCAAUUAUUGUUAAAUAA
Messenger RNA from Rotaria sp. Silwood1, 1236 nucleotides. The record is from the annotation of a GenBank genome assembly. Lineage: Eukaryota; Metazoa; Rotifera; Eurotatoria; Philodinida; Philodinidae.